Fusarium odoratissimum NRRL 54006 is the source of this 492-nucleotide messenger RNA. RefSeq lists its product as uncharacterized. Lineage: Eukaryota; Fungi; Ascomycota; Sordariomycetes; Hypocreales; Nectriaceae. The transcript has 2 exons. The record is from RefSeq and is a predicted model, not a curated record. The coding region runs from base 1 to 492 and encodes 163 amino acids.
AUGGCGGAAAGUCCUAUCGAUUCGGACGAGCUGGUCGAAACCAUCGCUGAUAGCGUCCCAAGGGACUAUUCUAAGUUUCAAGCAUGGAUGGACGAGAAGCAAGGCGACUGCAAGGUAUUGAAACAGCGCCUGGAACACGCAUGGCUCAUCUCACCUGACCUUGGCGGCAAGUCACAGCUGCUUUCCGAAAUCGCCGGAUCGCAAGACCUGUUCCUCGCAUCAGGCUACGUGAGACCCCACGGCGAUCUGUUCCUAGAACAUACCGUCGUGGUCGAUCUCGACCGAGAACUCCUCGACUGUAACGGAGUUUGCUUCUUCUUCUUGGUCCAGCUGCCACAGACUUCCAUCCAUGCGUUGCUCGAGCCUGUCAAUCGGUACUGGCUGGGGCUCGACACAGAGCCAAAACACCCCUGCAUCACAACCGCCAGCGCAGCUUUGAAGAGCUCGCUCAUUUUUUCAUUAGUACGGGUGGAUAGCCAAUCGUUCAGGUAA